CCUGAGUGCACGGAGUCGCAAGGAGUGUUUUUGGUGUAGGUUGGGUUUCCCGCAACUCCAACCCGAUACAACAGCAUACUAACAGAAAAAAAAGUGUUGAAAGGGCCAUAGAAAAAGCGAAGAGUUUGAUCCUAAGUCAACGUGCCGCUGCAUCGUCGUACUGUGUCGAAUCGUCCAGUGAAUCAUCGUUUCCCGGGAAAGUCAGAGACAGAGUCGAGACACUGGUAAGUACGUUGUUACCUUUUAGGGAAAAGAUCUGGUAAAGCAUUUUGCUAGAAUUCAUGAGAAUUUAAGUCUUAGUGUUACAUAAAACUGAAGCAUUUCCAAGCAGCAAGAUCCCCCCCUCCCAGUUCCAUUACCCCUCCCUGCUAGGUGAUGUUAUUACAAUCGAACCAAAAAUUGUGGAUGGUUUCAUAAUGAACGUUCUGCAACUUGUUAAUUUCGAUUCCGUGUACUGUUAAUCACUGUAAGAGGACAAAGAAAGCUACUUUUGUUUUAUCAUACACGAGAGAGUUGAAAAAUCAGAAAUGGACAGUGAGUACAUGCCUGGGGGGGGGGGGGGCACAGUCUAAUAUGGCCUAUACCGGAUGUGCCGCUGGAUAGGGUAUGGUUUUUGUUCUCUCUGUUCUCAACAGGAUAUGUCAUUUUGCACAAGUCUGUCCUAAUGGUAAACAGAAACUAUACCUUAUUAAAAUAACUUCUGUGACAAAAUUUUGCGAUUUAAACAAAACCCGAUUUUUUUACAAUUUUUUGAAAAUGUUCAAAUUUGCCGCCAUUUUACACACCAUUCGUCUUAGUCUUCUCUCGGAGUAUGACGUACUUUAAGGAACACGUGACCUUAUCGACAGGAAAACAUUAAGAGUUCUGAUAGGUUUUUCUUUUUCAGAAAAACUUUCUUCUUACGAAGACAUUGUGAUUCAAUCCUUACUUGAAAUUUAUCUAAGUUUUUGUGUACAGCUGGUGAAGGCAAGGUAAUGCGAGUUCCUUAAUUUACGUCACAUGACGUCAUAUGUGAGCUUGCUAGUUUGCAUGAUCAGCAGUGCGAGUGUAACGCAAAAAUUGUAAAAAAAUCGGCUUUUGUUCAAAUCGCAAAAUUUUUUCGCAGAAGUUAUUUUAAUAAUGUAUAGUUUCAGAUAUGAAAAUAAGAAAAAUUUAGGUGAUGGGCACUUUAAAUGUAUUUGUGCUCCAAGUAUACAAAAGCAAUGACUAUAACGUGAAUGUUCUUAAUUGCAAUUGCCAAUUAAUGACUUUAAAACAAGACGGCGUUCAUUUUGUCCUUUGUCCUAAAACAGGGUAAUAAAAUUGAGGGUGUUGUCCUAAACAAGGUUUGUAUGUUGAGAUUUUGUUUUUUGUCCUGAAAUUUAGAAAAGGGUCAGGGUUUCAAACUGUUAUCUUGAAUUUAAUAAGCUUCCAUGAGUUUCUGUAUCCAAAAACAUUUUGAUGUCCUAUUUCCUUCUUUAUUACCAUACAGCUGUGAGUUAUGGGGUGCCCACUGCAAUACUGAACCUAAGAAAUAAGAAAAUCAUGCCAUCAAAAAAUUCACACCCAAUUUUACAAACAUUUUGCUUGCCUGAAUAGAAGAACUACAAACGUUGUAUCUCAUAAUGAAGCUGGCAAACUUUCAGUAGAAUCUAACAUUAAUGAAAAUAUUAUAAAGUUUUGGUUUUGGUUUUGGUUUUGGUCUUCCUGAUGCCAGUAUUGCAAAACAAUGCCUUUUACUUGUAAAUCAACUAGCAAAGACUGGAAAAUUGUCUUUCAUGUUCUCCCUUAAUGAAAGAGUCUAUAAUAUUCGUGUACAUGUAGAACCAACAUUACAACAGUUACCAAUCACACGCCCCCUUGAAGGGUUCAGUCAAUGGUUUCAUGGUAUUUACACUUUCUCCUCUCAUAAAUUCUGCAAAGACAUGCAAGAAUAUUCUUAUCUGGAUUCUACACUAAGCUAGUUCUACAGCUUACAAACUUCAUUUUAACUCAAUGUUCACUUUUCGAAGAAAGCCUCCAUAAUUAAUCAGAGGAAACUUUUUCUCUUCUUGGUUACACCUUAUUUAUUUCAUUUCUUUGAAUUACUCCUUGGCAAUUUGCCCACAGCUCCCUUGUUCUCUUAUGAUGGAAUAUACAACUUAAAAACGUUUUCUACAGAAAGUUUUUCAGUUACUUCACUCAGCCUGCACAGACUGUUAAGGUUGUUUUAACAGUGUUAUCCUUCAUGUCAACGAAUUUGAAAACACCCCAGAAAUGUUGUCAUUCAAAAUAAUAUUAUUGCCAGUUGUCGCUGUCAAAGUGGAAUGAUGAGAGAGGCAGACAACCUUCUCUGGUAUAGUGCAUCAAAAUACCAUGGAAACUGUUGAUUGACGUCUGAGAGAAAAAAACCUUUCAAGGGUGUGUUACUGCAGGGCUCUGUGAUUAACUUGAAAUUUUCCAAUAAGGAAAUGCUAAUAAAACUACCUGUAAGUUGUAGCAUUUAAAAAAAAUGCACUUAACAUUUAAAUACAGUGAAACCUGUAUUAAGCGGACACCAUAUUAAGCAGACACCCUCUAUUAAGCGGACAGUAGCCGAAGUCCCAAAAUUUAUUUCCCUUGUUUACUUUAAAUGAAACCUUUAUUAAGCAGACACCUCUAUUAAGUGGACGCAGACACCUAAAAAGUACCUGAAAUAGUCAUUUCUAUUGUUGCCAACCUGUAUGAAACGGACACGUAAUCAAAUUUCACUACCCAACAUGCCAGACACCGGAAAUGCAAAAGAUUACCUCGAAUUGCCACCCACAACUUUUUCCAUUUUUACAUUAAAAACGUGACUUGACGAACUUAUUUGAUUAGUUUCACAGUACAGUGUUGUUUUCUAUUUCGUUUUGUUUGUAUAGAGCUUGUUUCACUUAUCUGAUUUCUUCAAAUUUGAGUUACAAUCUAUGUUUAUGGUACUAUGAUCAAUUGGUCCACUUUGAUAAAGUAAUUACUGCAAACGUAUAUCGUCAAAGUCUCUGGGAGUAUUCUUAACAUUUCCACUGUUCAUUUGAAUGGCAUUUGACAUCUCAUAUGACGUUAUCUAUCGAAACCUGUAUUAGGCGGACACCCUGUAUUAAGCGGACACUACAGCAUUCCCCGAGGGUGUCCGCUUAAUACAGGUUUCACUGUAUCUGAAAAAUAUAAUAAUACUGUAUGACACCAAUCACGGUUGUGACAGAAGCCAUAUUCCCCAUUGUAUUCUUGUCCUGGGCUCCCACAUUCUCAAAAGUAAGAGCUGAAAUAAGAUUGAGAAAAUGCCCAUUUUGGCAUUAUGUUAAUAAAAAUAUCAUCCCCCAUUCAGUAUCACUUCUGUAGUUAUAGUUAAUUUAAUUUGGCUAAUAUUUCAUGCCACUGACAUUAACAUUUUGGGCUUUAUAACGCACUUAAAAGUAAGAAUAUCAUAGCACAUAACAGUUCCCCAUCUGGGCCCCCUUAAAUAAAACUGAAGUAAGGGUUUGAAAAAUCUACACAGUUUAACAGCUUGGGUUUGCCUCUAAAAGGCAGUUCAACAAAAAAUAAUAAUUUGAAACUGUGUCAAAUAUUUGGAAGAUGCUAAAUGCCACUGAAGAGUGUAAAAAGCAAGUAGUUUCUGUUCUCUCUCUUUCUUUUUUAUGUAUCUUUAUUUAUUUAUUUUAAUAAAUUUUUUUUCGGGGGUGGGGGGGGGCUUUAAUAACCAAGCUUAAUCGUCUGGCGUGAAUUUGAUGACAUUUGUUAUUGAAAUUGAAAAGGGCAGACAUACAUUGCCAAAAACUCCAGAAAAUCUUUGAAUUUGCCCAAUCUGCCAUUUAAAUGAAGUUGAACACGAAUUACACUUUCUAUUCAAUUGUAAUCUUUACGACGGUCUACUCUUCGAUCUAACUUUUACAGAAAAAUUAGUAAUAGAUAUCCCCUUUUUAACCCUCUUCAUAUUUAACAAUAUCGAUCCUAUAUCUAUACAGACUUACAGCUGCUUACAUACAUGUACAUUCAUGUAUGGAAUAUAGACAAAAACUUGUUCUUUAAUUAUAGCCUUUAUUUUGAUUUAAGAUUUGUAACAUAUAUAAUGUAGGUAAUACCAUGUACUCACGUGGGGAUACUGAAAUAAAAUAAGUUGUUGCCGUUGUUGUAUUGAGUGAAUCGUCAAGUCAGCAUAGCAGCAUUAAGUUUGUCAGUUCAACAAGUUUUCUCCAUUGCCACACUAAGAUAUAAAAACUCGAUAACAAUAUUAUGUGUUGCUUGAAAAUUUGAAAUCCAUUGCACAUUUUUCCCAUACAUUUCACAAAUAGCAGAAGUUUUUCUCGUCAGUAAUCCCAGACGAUUCUUUAUAGGUGCACAGUGCCAAAUGACCAUGCAUAUGCAUGCAUCAUUUUUUUCAGUGCAAAAACAAACCUUAGGGAAAACUCAGGGAUACACUACAGUCUUUUUUAAUAACAAAAUACAAUACAUGAAAAAUAACAGUCACUAAAGGGUAAUAUCUAGUAUACAAAUGGUACAACAAAGAAAAAGAACCAAAAAGAGAAAGAAAAAAACAACUAAUAUUUAUUGCCUCUUUUGAACCAUGUUAUUUUUUUUCUAUGUCAUUAAUUACUGAACUCCUUUUUUCCCCAGACAUGAUGAUUGCCUGCGGGGCAAUAGCAGUUGCAGUUGCUGGAAUAUUGUUUACCACACUCUGGAUUAAGUUUUGUGGUAGGAAAGAUAGCUUCCCGAAACACUAUUCACAUGAUAAUGGACGUCCUAUUGAUUCAACAGAGGAGAUUUGGAGAAUAGCUCAUGACAGAAAUGAAGAUAUUAUUGCCAAUGUUCUGGUGUUGAGAUCCAAAAAACCAAUAAAAGCAACUGACGUGAAAAAUGCAAUGAGACUCCUCACAAAGAGACACCCCAUGCUGCGCAUGCAUCUUAGAAAGAAUCAAGAUGGAGUUUACUGUUUUCAGAAAAUGGACAAAGUUGAUGUUGACAUGAGGCAGCUGGAUAUUAAGGACUGGCAAAAUGUUAUGGAGGAAAGUUUGUUAGAGAAAUUUGAUUCAGAGAAUGGUCCCCUUUGGAGGGUGACAUUCUUGCCAAAUGCUAGGUACAAACCAGCCACUAGAGGUGAUGUCAAGGAUAUGACAUCAUACCCUAAUGAGUGCAUUUGUAUAUUUGGUUUCCAUCAUAUUAUAAUAGAUGGGCCAUCGUUUACAAGAAUGUUUGCAGAAUUCAUUAGCUAUGUGAACAAGUUAAGUAACAACGAAGAACCCAAAGUAUCUUCAAUGGCAUUGCUACCACCAUUUUCUGUGUACAUACAUGAAGCUGUUAAGAGCAGAUGGUACCAUCACCUACUGGCAGCAGCUAUGGACAUGUUGAGCUUAAUACCCGGCUUUCCUGCCUUUAUGAUGGUUGCAGUGGUAGGGAUUAGUGGAAAAGGAAAUGUCUUCACUAGAAAACAUGGAGUUGAGGUGCAAAGAAAUCCUCAAAUUCAACCAAGGACCAAGAUUAUUCCUUUAGAGUUCUCAAAAGAGGAAACAUCAGGCCUGUUAAAGAAGUGCAAAAAGCAUCAAACAACAGUGCAAGGCGCAGUUCAGACAGCAGGUUGUGUUGCAAUGACAUCUCUGCUAGAGGAGAAUGAGUGUGAAAUAGAAUGUGGAAUAACAGUGAAUGCUAGGCGAUUCUUCAAGUCCACAGUGCCAAAUGAGUAUGCAGGGCCAUAUGUAACCAGCAUUCAAUGUAAAAACACUGUUGACACUUCCCUUGAGCAUGAAAAAUUCUGGGAAAGGGCAAAGAGUGUCUCUGAAGAUAUCCAUGGCAGGCUGAAGAAGAAUGAACACAUAGAAAUGGCCCUAAUGUUUUACUGCAUGGCUCCAGUGCUCAGGCAGUAUUUUUCUAAGUCAGCUAAAAGGGACAAUGAGCAUGGUAACCGUUUCAGGCACCUGAUGGUCUACACUAAUCUAGGUUACUGUAAAUUUCUGGAUGGAUCUCCAAAUGAUGAUGUCAUUCUACGAGCCAGCUUCGGCUGCACUGCUGAACACGAACGAGGAAGCAUAUUUGCUAAUAAUAUUGCCACAUUUAAUGAUCAACUGUUCUGGACAGUUGUAUAUUACAGCAACAUAACAAGUGAACCUACGGCCCAGAAAUAUGCUGAUUUAGUCAAAGAAGCUAUUUUUAAGGCAGUUAAGGGUUAA
Porites lobata is the source of this 6137-nucleotide messenger RNA. The record is from the annotation of a GenBank genome assembly. Lineage: Eukaryota; Metazoa; Cnidaria; Anthozoa; Scleractinia; Poritidae.